AUGGAUCAAACAUCACUAUUACUACAACCACAACAACAAAAUGAAUUCAAUGAUAAAUAUAUAAUUCAUUUUUUAUGGGUAACAUCAGAUCAAUUAGUUUCAAGUGGAGAGAUUCUGAAUGCAAUAAAAUGUUUAGAAACAUUAAUUAUUUUCAAUGAACAAAAUGAAAAUGAACACGAAAUCGAUUAUCAAAUUUUACAUAAACAAUUUAAAAAAAAAGAAGAUAAAAUAAAAAAAAAAAAAAAAAAACUUUUAGAGCAACAACCAAACCUUAUUCCAUUCAAAAUGACACCAACUGAAGAAGCUAUUACCAGAAUUAAAAUUGCAGAAUUGUUAUUCAACUAUACCCAUAAUUAUAAUGAUUCAAGGUUUUAUUUAGAAAAAGCAUCACUUUUACUUUCAGUAGACCAACAAUCUUCAACUUCUUUAGAUUUACAAACAAAAAUUUCAUCAUUUUUAAUUGACAUAUUUUUAUAUGGUAAUCAAAUUAAUUUAAUUAAACAAGAAAUUAAAAAAGGUUUAAAAUAUUCAAAAUUGUAA
Dictyostelium purpureum is the source of this 540-nucleotide messenger RNA. RefSeq lists its product as uncharacterized. Gene Ontology annotation, cellular component: SMC loading complex; chromatin. The transcript has a single exon. The record is from RefSeq and is a predicted model, not a curated record. Bases 1 to 540 code for a protein of 179 amino acids. Gene Ontology annotation, molecular function: double-stranded DNA binding. NCBI's taxonomy places the organism in Eukaryota, Evosea, Eumycetozoa, Dictyosteliales, Dictyosteliaceae. Gene Ontology annotation, biological process: mitotic sister chromatid cohesion; maintenance of mitotic sister chromatid cohesion.